Messenger RNA from Letharia columbiana, 417 nucleotides. RefSeq lists its product as uncharacterized. Lineage: Eukaryota; Fungi; Ascomycota; Lecanoromycetes; Lecanorales; Parmeliaceae. The coding region runs from base 1 to 417 and encodes 138 amino acids. The record is from RefSeq and is a predicted model, not a curated record. The transcript is spliced from 2 exons.
AUGCCUCCGCCACCCUCGUCCGAACCAGUGCGCCUGGCCCACCUCUUCGUCCGGCUACCGAACCAUCACCAGCAGAACGGCAGCAAGCCCACAGGGCAGAACGGGGACUCGGGCUCGAACCCAUCCGCCUCAACCCACCACCAACUCCCCGCCCCCACCACCACCACACCGUCCACACCCACCAAAACCCACCAAACCCCCUCCAACCUCCCAUCCGCCCACCUCCCCCCAACCCCCACCUCCACCAAACCCCUCAAGCGCCCCCUCUUCCCCCUCGACCCGGCCCCGGCCCCGGACCCGGAAACCCCAUCCCGCAAGCGCCUCCGCCCCGCCCCCCUGCCCCACCAACGCCCAAGUUCUCGAUCCUGUACCGCCGCCAAGGGGGGGAAGAGCCGUCGGUCUCCUGGUUGGAGCUGA